This is a messenger RNA of Trichoderma virens Gv29-8, 7029 nucleotides long. RefSeq lists its product as uncharacterized. The record is from RefSeq and is a predicted model, not a curated record. Lineage: Eukaryota; Fungi; Ascomycota; Sordariomycetes; Hypocreales; Hypocreaceae. Gene Ontology annotation, molecular function: protein binding. The transcript has 7 exons. The coding region runs from base 1 to 7029 and encodes 2342 amino acids. Gene Ontology annotation, biological process: mitotic sister chromatid cohesion.
AUGGCGCUAUCACCGCCGCCGCUGCCUUCGCGAUUUCCGUGCUGGUGUCGAGCCAUCUACUCUUGGGGAGGCGAGUCGAAACGCGACCUGGGAUUUAUCGAGGGCGACUUGAUCGAAUGUCUGAAUGCUGGAGACGGUUCGUGGUGGGUGGGCAGGCUAUUUCGAGAUCGGAGGACGGUUGGGUCAUUCCCGUCCAAUUUCGUCGAGGUACUACCAGAAGACUUUCGGCCAACAAAAACACCGAGUCCUAUACCGCCGAAUAUAGCGUCAGGGCCCAAGGCGGUGCCGCAGAAAUCACGAACGUUCCGGAAACCGUUCGAGGCCUAUGCCAAAGCACCGCAUUAUACCACAGCAAAACAACCAGAAACAUUUCGAGAAACACCGACGUCGCGUCUGAAAGAGAAGCCGUCUCGGGUGUCAACUACGACAUCGCGAUCAAGGGGAAAUUCGGCCGCCAACUCCAGCACUGCUCUCGUCCUUGCAAGAACUGCUCAUGAGGACAUCUCUCGCGCUCCCUCACCCUCAAUCUCUCCAGCAAAUGGCUAUGGAUCCAGAGCUCCAUCACCAGCUCCGUCCAUGGGCCGUUCACCAAGCCGCCCACCAAGCCGGUUGGAGAAUAUGACGAGGAGCGAUUCUCCACCGCCUCCGGCACCGCCACCUCAUAGACAUGUUGCGCGGACGGAUUCCGACGAAGCAACGCAGGGCUAUCAAUCAAUGGCGAGGCACGGGUCCACGGUAUCGUACAACCCAUCCAGCCUAUCAAGACAAGGCUCUACCGUUUCAUACAACCCCGCGGAAAUAACACGAACGGGUUCUACCGUUUCAUACAAUCCGGCAGAUAUAACGCGAACGGGCUCCACGGUUUCAUACAACCCAGCAGAUAUAACAAGGACGGGCUCUACCGUUUCGUACAACCCCAUGGAUGUUAUGCGUUCUACCGUUUCGUACAAUGGACCAGAGAUCCCAAGGCACGGCUCUGCCAUGUCGUAUGAGCCAUACAGUCCAGCUCGUCAUUCCAACGGCUCGUACACAGAUCUUCAGGAUCUCACAAGGCGGGAGUCCUACAAUUCCUACGACGAUGGCAGCUACGGGAGCCGGCGCGACGGAUACCACACACCCAAGGGUAGCGGUUCCCAUCGACCAUCAAUGGAGGGGAGCCACAUGACGCCGUCACCGUUACGCGAAGCGAUGGAUGACGUGAUGCAGCAGUUGGAUCGCUUGGAAGGCAUAGGAGGUCGUGAGACGGAGUCGCCAGAGAGAUCGUUUGAUCCUUGGUCCCCUGAUUCUUUCGACAUGGUAGCACCGCAACAAAGGCAAAAGGCACGAGAGCGCAUUAGGCCGCUGACCUCGAUAGGAAUAGCUUUUGACGAGGGAUACGAGACUUGGAGUGGAAAUUCUUCGCACAAUGCCUCACAACAGGAUGGACAUCGCGGGAAAAAUUACGAGCCCCAUCUCAGCAAUUACGUGGAGAGGAUGGAGAAGCAGAUCCAAAGAAUGCACCAACACAGCUCGAGCAUGCCAGCCGUGGUGAAUCAUGAUGACGAUGACGAUGACGAUAAACCCCCACCCCCACCGCCAAAGGGGCAUCAUUACUUGCGCUCAAAGUCUUCCAUAGGGUCAACAGUAGGAGAGUUGGUUUCUUUGGACAAAAGAGCACGGGGACGAAAAUCGCCAUACGAUAUGGUGUCUGGCAUCGAGCGCACCAAUACAACGAAAACGACCCAGACAAAUGCGUCAACCGGCAAUCAGAGUAACAGUAGCUCUUCGACCCAGAAUACCAAUAGGACCGUUUGGAGUGGCGUCUCUGCCGGUGGUUUUAGUGCGACAAGCGCCGGAAGCUUGGCUCGGACCGCCCACCGUGCUCAGAGUUCGUUUAGCAUGCGCAACGAUGAAGGGGACCGGCCUGACUCGCCAUUUACAGGCGUGACUUACCAUAGCAGUCAUGCUAGCAACUAUGCUGGAGGUGGGAGCGGAAGUGGGUUUUCUCGGCCGAUAUCUCAAGUUGGCAUUCAUGAUGAAGGUACCCCUGGAUUGGGUGGACUUGUUCAGCCCAAGUCUCCGAAACGAAAUAUCUUCAAGAAAAUCCUUGACUCGGCCAAAACGGGCGUCGCUAGCAAUCGGGGUAGCAUCGCUGCCGGCCAUGUACCUACCGUGAGAUCCUCGCCCUUUGCUCGCCUGCAGCAGCCGCAUGGUAUGGCACCCGGAGCAAGCAUGCUCUCAUUGAGCGGCGCUCGUUCUAGGCGUGAUGCCGCCAGGGAGAUGGGCCUUGGCGCUGCCAUUGACUGGGUUCAAGUCCGGCGGGAUGUCAACCGCUCCAAUUCCAUCAGCAAGAUCGAGCGGACCGAGCGCAGGGAGCGCUGCCAGAUGCAGGACCACCCCACCCUCAAUCCUGUCGAUGAGCUCUAUGAGGGGAUCGAAGGUGACGAGGGAGCAGACGGCAUGCCGGUUCAUAAACCAGAGAAUUACCACAUGAUCAACCUCAGCCAGGUGGACAAAAACUCACGGUUCGUAAAGGAGCCACCUCCGGGUACGACGGUGGCGACGCUUGCGCAGACGUACAUCUGCAGGCCGUACAGGAGCGAUUUGCAGCGGCUGCGUGCUAUAUUUACCUGGGUUGCCGAGAAGAUUACCUGGGAGGAAGAUUUCGAGGGCGACGCGGAUACUGAGCGAACUAUCCUCCAAAAGAGGGGUUGCGCAGAAGAAUAUGCCUUCCUUGUGAUGGAAAUGUGCUCCGCUGUUGGGCUGCACUGCGAGGUCGUAAGGGGUUACUUGAAAGCCCCAGGCGACAUUCCAGACCUCAACGUGAUGCCCAGAUCCAAUCACUGGUGGAACGCAGUCCUUGUUGACGACGAGUGGCGCAUGAUAGAUGCCUGCCUAGCAAGCCCGUCGAAUCCCAAGCGUGCGCUCUACUCCAGUGCCUCCUCGUCGUCGGCAGACUUUUGGUGGUUCCUCACACGGCCGACUGAGAUUUGCUGGACGCACGUGCCGGAACAUCACGACCAGCAGCAUAUCGUGCCCCCAGUGGCCUAUGACACGCUACUAAACCUGCCAUGCACAUGCCCGGCGUAUUUCAAGAACGGUAUCGAACUGGUUGACUUUAACACCAGCCUAACCAGGAUAGAAGAUCUUGAGAUGGUCCACAUCACGUUCAACGUGCCGAGCGAUGUUGAGAUCGCAGCCGAAGUUGAAGCACGAGCAUUGUCAAGGGAUCACGAUGGCGAUUUGUUUGAGAGUGGCGACAUCGUGAAGAAGAAAGCGCUGGCGCAGGCUGAGUGGUUCAAUGGUGUGAAACGCUACACAGUCAAGGCGCUACUCCCCGGCGACGAAGGCCAGGGCAUGCUGAAAGUUUAUGCCGGGAAAAGGGGCUUGAUGCAAAGUAUCAAGGAUAUUCCCCAUCCUUUGGCCUUUACUCUACCUAUUAUCCACCAGGGCGAGAAUCCGCCUUAUGAAUUUGUUACGCGACAUCCGACUCCUCACGCACAGAGGCAUGAUAUUUAUGUUGUCCAACCUCAGUGUCAGCAACUGGCUCUGAACAAUACCUUUGUCUUUGCCAUCAGGCAGCACCCCAGCUCCAUUUCGGGCGGGCCGCAGUCGACCCUCACACCGGCAUCGAAUCCUGGGUCGACAAGCCCAGUUCCCUUCAUUCGGCCAUCAUCGGCGAUGAGCAUCAACGCCUCUAGUGCGAGCGGGUCGAAUCCCAGCUCAGCCAGCGGGACCGUUGCGGGAAAGAAGCCCGCCAAACUGGCAAUCCAGACACCAGGAGGCAAAAUUCUUCGUCUUAUGAGAAAGGAGGACCGUAAGGGGAUCAGCGUUGGAUCGAGGACUCCAGACGAAGAAGUUAGCGACGGCGGCACUUGGGAGACAAUCAUCAAGUGCUCCGAGAAGGGCCUUUGGAGAGGCCUUAUACAACAGCAGCAACAGCAACAACAUAAUCAGCAGCAGCACCCAGCAGCGCUUCACCAUGGCCAGCAGCCCAUGUACCCCGGCGCAAUGGCCCACGAGCAGCAGUUCUACCACCAGAGCCCGCAGCCUCAUCCCCAGCCUCAGCCUCAACACGGCAUGUAUAUGCAGCCGCAGCAGUUCCAGCCGCCGGUGCACCAGCCGUCGCCGUACGGCGUUGGCUUCAACGGCUUCGUCAACUACGAGGGUGGAGGCCAUCACCUACCGCCGACGGGCCAAUACCUGCCGCCAAACAACGUCUGGCAGCAGCAGCAACAGCAUCACCAGCAGUCCAUGAUGCAGCAGCCGAUGCAGCAUCAGGCUCUCCCUCACCAGCCGUUACCGCCGCAGCAGCAGCAGUCUCUCCAACACGUCCACCAGGUCCAGCGCCAACCGCAACACCAUCAACCGUCCCCGAUAUAUCAUGCUCAUACACCCUCGCCUGCGCCCUCUCUUCCUCCACAACCGUCGCCUAUAAGAACACAGGCGCCGCCGCCUCUUCGACCGCCGUCUAAUCCGCAGCCGCUACAACACCAGUCACCUGCGCCUCAACUGGCACCUCAACUGCCGCAAGUACACCAGCAACAACAGCAGCGACAGCAACAGGGAGAGGAGCAGCACCAACACUAUCCUCCGCAGCCUCAACAACAUCAGCAGCCUCAGAAGCAGCAGCAGCAACCGCUUCCACCACCUCCUCCUCCACCACCACAGGUGCAGUCGCAACCGCAGUCGCAACCGCAACCGCAGCCUCCCAUACCUCAACCAAGCCAGAGCGCCGAGAAGCCCCAGCAGGAUUUGCUUCCCGAUCCGCCGCAACCUCCCCAAUAUGUACAUCCUUCAGAGCUCCAGCAGGAGCCGGUACACUAUGUCAACCUUCAAGAUAUUCAGAAGCAGCCGUCGAUUACCUCUUUGCCUAUAUCCACGACGACGAGCUCGCCGAUUGUCCCCGUCACCAGCCAAGAAAAACCUAAAGAGUCUAUCGUCGUCAAGCCCUUGUAUCCCAGUGCGAUGCCGAUCAAGCAGGAAAAGCAGGAAGACGAUUCUAUUGCGACUCGAGUAUUUCAGCAAAUUCCCGACGCUCGCAUCAAACCCAGUCCGCAUUCCUCAGUCACCAACUCACCUUCACUAUCCAUGAGGUCCCCCAGCAUCACUAAGAAGUCGCCCGCAGUGACACCUAAACCUCGGCCCGUGAACACGGCGCCUUUAAUGAUUGCCGUUGCGGAAGAGUGCCUCGAAAAGGCGCGCAACGCCUCGCACGACGUGGCCAUGGCUCUAUGUCCGAACCAAGUCGACGAAUACCAAGAGCUGAUUGCGACGUCAUUAUCAUGCCUAGAGGCUGCAUUGCAGAGUAAUUCACAGCUUGCGCCGCGGGAAGAGGCGCGCAUACGAAUAAGAUACGCUGCUCUUUUACAAGAGGAGACGGAGAAUUUAAUGGAGGCGGAGACGGCUCUAGCAAAGGGUAUCCCGCUUUGCGACAAGCACCGUCUGUUUGAUCUGAAAUAUUGCAUGCAAUAUCUUAUGCUCAAGGUUUUGUUCCAGAGGAAUCAUAAAGCAGCAUUAAAAGCGGUAGACAGUCACAUAUCUAACUGCGAAGUAUUCAAGCAUGUGCAAUGGUACUACGCGUUUCGCCUAUUAAAAGCCUCCUUUUAUCUUGAUAUUGGAAGUAUAUCUGACGCAGGCGCCCUUGACAAUAUACGAUCCAUCCAGAACGUCGCCAACACUAGAGGCGAUACCGCGCUCUCCGUCCUCGCCUCCUUAAUAGAAGGGUUCACUCUCCUCAAGACGACCAAGGACGGCAACAUGGAGAAGAUCCAGGCCUGCAUCGCGCAGGUGGCUAAAUAUCAGUUCGAUCCGUCAGUGCAAAUCACACAACUCACCAUGUUGACGCUGUUACUCGAAGUUGCAGCAAGUCUACACCACCAGAACCCAGACCAUACAGCCCAGAAGCUGCGGCAGCUGCAGGUGUGCCUGGACGAUUGCGAAGAUUGGCAUAAUGUCAAGUCGGACUUUCUCGUGCCCAUCAAGAAGGAGCCGUCUGCGGGCAGGACUGUGAGCGAUGAUACCCAGGCUAUUCUGCGGGUGGGCGAGGGUGAGGGCGAGAUGGAUUAUCUAGUCAUGACGUUUAUGACGAAGAUGGAGCUGAGAUCGCUUGUAUUUACCAUUAGCGGCCUGGCCAACUUUCACAAGCCUUCUUCACAAGGUCGCAGAUCAACAGAGUUCUGGAAGGAAGGCCUCAAGAUACUCGAGACAUGGGACUCUUCAACGGCAGGCAUACCAUACGGCGCCCCCGUCCCCUUGAAUGUGGCAAUCAAGCAGCGGGCUUGGCGGAUAGAGGCUCAGGCUUAUCUAACUGUUCUCUUGGGAUUGGUAGCGGCCAGUCACUGUCAAUGGGCAACGGUUAAGCAGAUGGUUCAGAAUCUUGAGUCUUUUGUUUCUCCCUCAACGCAGCCUACUGUGAGAUUGCUCUCCAUCUAUCUAAAGGGCGUAUAUCACCAGGGCAUCGGCAGCCUCCAAGCCGCCCUCGAUGUCUUCAUGGAUGACCGCUUCAAGGUCCAACAGCAAGGAAGCAUCGGAAUCAAGGCCGGGCAGCAGGAGAUUGCGCUGCUUGCAGGGCUGAACAGGCUCUGGAUCAUGCAGCACCCGUCUUGUCGAAAUGACCAGGAAACCUUGGAUCUCAUCGAGCAGCUUCAGCCACACUGUUCCAACCACGGCAACAUCGAUCUCCGGACUGCAUGGCACAACGUCAUGGCGGCCUUGGUGACAGAUCCCCCUCAGCAGCUCAACCAGCAAAAGCAGCACAUCCACGCCGCCAUGGCAGGCUCCAAGGUUACUAGCAAUGUGCUCGGAGCCGCGGUGACGCUCUGCAUUAUGCGCAGCCGCUUCUUCGAAAAUGUCAUUGGCGAGCAGGCUCUGAAAAGCGCUCGGGCCGCGGCGAAGCAAGCGGAAAGGAGCGGCAACGUGCUAUGGCAGAGCGUGGCAGACGGCAUGCUGGCACAGUCGUAUGAGGUGCAGGGACAGAGAGACGAAGCCAAACAAGAGUGGGACAAGGCAACCGAGGAAGCUAGAGACGCGUUUUCCAGGAGCUUGUGA